Molecule: messenger RNA, 1875 nt
Organism: Acaulospora colombiana
Lineage: Eukaryota; Fungi; Glomeromycota; Glomeromycetes; Diversisporales; Acaulosporaceae
Source: the annotation of a GenBank genome assembly
AUGGGCAAAACAAGGAGCAGCAAAUACGCGGAUCUGAAGAUGAUCUACGAGUUCUCGCAAGAGAUGUUAAUCAAGAUAUUCAAGGAGCUUUCGGAUUCUGAUAUAUUUUCUUGCGUCUUGGUGAAUCGAAACUGGUGUAAAACUGGAAUGCCUUUGCUCUGGGAAGAUCCGUUAUCGUGGGGAGCUCCGAUAAUAGAAACAUAUCUGAGUUUUUUGAGUACCGAACAGAGGUCUUCAAUAAGGAGAACCGGAGUUAACAUUCCAAAGGUCACAAAUCACGUCUUUUGCUAUCCAGAUUUUAUCAAGAAAUUCACGUACACCGAGUUGCAUGAGGCGACGCAUUCUUGGCUUAUAGAAAGUAAAAACAUUGCGAGUAAUUAUCAAGACUUGUUUGAUGAAAGCUUUGAUCAAAAGGAGGCGGAUAAUGAUGAAAAGAAAAGGAUCAUAGUUAAGAUGAUGUCAAGUUUGAUAUGUCAUUUAAUUAAGUUGCUCCUUAAUUCUUCUAAAGGAUUUGAAAUGGUCGAUUUAUCCACCAAUUAUAGGUGCGUUGGGAUUCCACCAUUAAUCACGAAGUCGCAUGAAAUGUUGAAACUUGUAUUCACAAAUCUGACUUACCUAAAAGUUCACACUAAUUAUGCAGAUCCCAAAAUCACACCGGAUAGAUUGGAUUCAGCCAACAAACUGUUCACCGAGAUGGUAGAGCAUUGCACUAAAAUUCAGUAUUUAGACUCCAAGGAUCAAAAUAAUGAGAGAAAUGAGGUGAGGCAGCUGUAUAGGUUGGUAGCAGUUCAGAAAGACCUCAGGCAUUUUACAGCUCGGCGAUUUGAACUUUGGCUCAAUUUGAUGGUGACAUUGGCCGAAACAGCGGCUAACACUUUGAAAACAUUUAAUAUAUCAGGAGUUCCAGUAGACAUCUCUCUACUCGCGGAACUUUCAAGAUGCAAUGUGCUAGAGGUCUUGUCGUUCUCUAGAUGCGUGGAAAACAAAACGGAAGCUACGACCAUCAGCACUAAGGGGAGGGGCAGAGGGAAGAAAGACAAUCAUGCUGGAAUGGUGGGUAGAGGGAUGUUGACUACAUUGUCAAUAACGCAGCCUACUAUUCGUGCGAAAAGGUUAUACUUUUAUAAAAAUAAGCUCGAGCCCAAAACUUUAAAGGCGAUAUUGAAAAUGCUCGGAAGAAACCUUGAAAAGUUAACCGUCGUGAAUAAUAAUACCGAGACAAUCAUUAAAGCUAUUAGGAAGUAUUGCCUAAGUCUAAAAGAUCUUAUACUGCAAGUUUACCUAGAUACGCGAUUUUCCACAUUUUCCGAGUGGAUAGCUGGUUCCAAGUUGCGGACUCUUGUCCUGGGAACAUUCAUAUCCAAUGUCUAUAAUUUUGAAGAUAGGCCCGAUACACUAAUUUGCGAAAUGCUUGAAGAAAUGGGAAAUUAUUUUCCGCUUUCUCUGAAGUGCAUAGACUUCGACUUUGAAAUUUCUCCAAAUCAACUGGAGUUAUUUUUAACACGUAGCAAUUAUGUGUUUAAAGAACUCGGUUUACACCAACCAUCAGGAUUGGACGACAAAUAUUUGAGAAUAAUUAAAAAUCACACGAAAUUAUCAAAAUGUCUUACCGAGCUUACAUUUGAUCGAGUUUUCUGGAUCACCGGCGAAGAUGCUAAUACAAAUGAGAUGGAUUCGGAUAGCAUAGACGAGGAAAAGCCCGAUAGAUCUUAUUUUAGUAAUAAAUCACUAUUGGACGCCGAGAAAUACAUUAAUACCAUCACCUCAACCUCAAUUGAUCCUUUUACGGAUCCGCUUAAAAGUAUAUUUAGGGUUCAUGACAUAGACGAGAUGGAUACUGAAGGCAUGAGCGCAGAAGAUAUCGAGAAGUGGUAG